AAGAGAACAAAAUAAUGUGGAUUGAGAGUUGCUAUAAAAUAAGAGAGAUCGUCUGUGUUGUUCAAUUCACUGGCGUGGUUAAGAAAACAGGAAAUGAUUUCAUUACUAACAAUAUCGGACAGUCUCGUACUGGCUGGCCUUUUUCUCUUCUUCUCCCUCCCACUUUAUCUCAAACUCAAAAGAGGUAGCAAACUCAAUCUGCCUCCCUCGCCACCAAAGUUACCAAUUAUUGGCAACCUUCAUCAGCUUGGCAAACUACCUCACCGCUCUCUUCUUGCCUUAUCUCGUAAGGAUCCCAAGUACUGGGACAGACCAGAAGAGUUUCUGCCAGAGAGGUUCGAGAACUGUCCGGUUGACUUCAAUGAUCAGGACUUCAAAUAUUUCCCGUUUGGUGGUGGACGAAGGGCUUGUCCUGGCAUGCCAUUUGGCAUUGCUGUUGUGGAAUGCAUUGUUGCCAACCUUUUAUAUUGGUUUGAUUGGAAGUUGCCUGGCGGUGAAACUGAGAAAUUGGACAUGGAUGAAGCUUUUGGGCUAACAAAUGGCAAGAAAUUCCCCCUUCAUCUUGUACCAAUUCUGCACUUUCCUUGAUUUGUACUUAGCCAUGCUUGUCCUUUUUUUUUUUGGGUGUUUUCUAAAGGGUUAGCUAUACAACAAGGAUAACCCUUUUAUUUCUCAAAUCUCUUUCAUUUGUCUCAGCUCUCAAGGUUCAAACUUUAGAACUCUUGCUUGUGCUUGUGUUAUAAUGUGUACUUCUUCCAUGGCUAAUAUUUAAUGUUGUCUACUGGAAUUUCUAGUUUCUACCCACUAUAAGUUUCUAUGGAAAUAAAGAUGUUUUGUGUUA
Messenger RNA from Rubroshorea leprosula, 841 nucleotides. NCBI's taxonomy places the organism in Eukaryota, Viridiplantae, Streptophyta, Magnoliopsida, Malvales, Dipterocarpaceae. The record is from the annotation of a GenBank genome assembly.